ACAGCCUACUGAUUGACUCAGUAUUGGUUCAGUUUGCCAACUGUACAGUGGGCCAAUUCAUUCUUGGAUAUACAUCUUGUGUGAAGUCGUUGAUUUAAAUUUUUUUAAGAAUUCAAGGAUCCGACAUGAGGUUGAUUUUUUUGUUGUUUUUAUUCGUUCAUCUACCAAACUCUUGCUUUGGCGGGAAAAGGAGAUCCAUGGAACGUUUGCGGCAGCCAGAUGCUUCAGAAGAGAAUUCUGGAAAAUUUUUUUGGGAAGUUUUCAAAGUGAAUAGUGAGCCAGCAAAUAUUAAUCAAGAAGUACUCACCAAUGAUGAUUUGACCAAAUGCAGAGACGGCCAACAUGAUUUAUUCAAUACAAAAUUCCCAACUCAAGACGAAAAAAAAACUGUACUGAAGAUUUUGGGAGAAAUAAUAAACGGGAAUGUUGCGUCGCCGGGACAACUAACUCUUUCAGAGUUCAGAAAAUGUCAAUUGAGGACAAAGUAUAACAAUGUCAGACAAGCAGCGAGAAGAAUGUCAGUGGGUACUUCCGUUGGAAAGCCUAGGGGAAGGUACGCCAAAAAGCAUAGAACGAAUCCAUAAUAUUAUUAUCAAGAAUGUAGUAUCAGUCGAUCCUUGUACGUGCGAUUUUUUCUGUCCUUAUCAAAUCUACCGGAUUAAACGAUUUUUGGCAAACACUUGAACACAUCAUCUGUUCGCCAAGUUAUUCUUUUAUUGAUUUGAUUAUACAAAAUUAUCAUUUAAAAAAUAAUCUGGUGGAUCAACAGGAACAGCCCAAAACUGAUCCCCCCCGAAUUUUGAAUCAUUGAAAUAGUCCAGAAAAAAGAUUAAGUUUUCUCUACUUUGAAAAAUUUUGUCUAAUUUUAUGCUCGAUAUGAUGGAAUCUAUAAGGAAGGCAAAAAAUCGUACAUCCGAAAACCGAUGUGUGUGUAACUAGACUUAGAGUAGGACCAGACGUUCAGUAAAUUAUCACAGAAUGACAAAUCAUAAUGAGCUGAAUGAAACCGAAUGGCGAGGGAUUACUAUAGGCUCACAGUGAAUAAAUGGACAAAAAUGUCAAUCACAUUUCAAUUUGACCAUUUCGGCACGACAUUUCACUGCGACAAAAUCUGCGACAGUUUACUGCCCGACUAGCCGCACACUCUUUUUCCCAAAAUCUCUUAUGACUAUUUACAAACUGUUUCAAUUCAAAUUAUUCAUUCUCCCCUCGCUAUUAUUUCAUUUGCUGUAAAUUUUAAUCACCAAUAAUAGCUGAUUUCCUACAUAAUUCAUUUUGCACAUAUUUGAUCAAUUUUGAACUAGGUACCUUUUUCAAAAUAAUAUUCAUCCAAGUAUUAUAAUAUUUUCUUAAAAUGGAAUAGUGCUUUCGAGAGCAACAUUUUUCAUCAAUAAGGCCUACUCCAUACUUACAUUUCAUUCUUAUUUCAUCUGAUUAUAAAUUUGAUGUAGGUUGAAAUAGAGAAAUGAAUUCCUAAUCAUAUGUUCACUAUGUUAAAAAUAACAGCAAUCAAGUAAUAUAGUAUAGAUCAUCUUAUUCUGUUUUCAUUAAUCUAUUUGUCAUGCAACACUUCAAAAAGCCUUGCAGCUUGCAGGCAAUAGCCUAGUCUUUGCUAGUCUUUGGAAUGAAUUGAUUAAUUGUAACCAAUGAAAUGAACGAUACGGUACCGUAAUCUCAAGGAGUUGGAAUUCAAUCGAACUUUUGUGCAACCUUACCUUAAGGUAACCUAAGCCAACCUUUGCAAUGAGGUAAUGAGGUAAUUUGCAAUGAGGAUUGCAAUGCAAUGAGGUAAUUGCAAUACCUUUGUUGAGGUAUUGCAACUGUGUGCAAUGCAACGCUCCUAUAGAAACUUAUCAAUGAAUGAAGCACACAUGUUGAUAAUUUAUUCUAAAGAGUCCAGGAAUCACUCAUGUAAUAAUAAUAAUAAUAAUAAUAAUAAUAAUAAUAAUAAUAAUAAUAAUAAUAAUAAUAAUAAUAAUAAUAAUAAUAAUAAUAAUAAUAAUAAUAAUAAUAAUAAUAAUAAUAUAAUAAUAAUAAUAAUAUAAUAAUAAUAAUAGUAAUUAUUAUUAUUAUUAUUAUUAGGAAAUUAUCCUAUUAUGUAGACAUAGAAUAUUUCCCUUUUCUCAAUCCAAGUUGUAUUUAAUGGAUUUUGUUUCAAGUACGUUUUAUCUAUUAUUUUCAGUGCCGAAUUCUAUAGAAAGAAAUCACAUUAAUUUAUGCACUGCAGCAUGCGUGCCAUGACAUGGUCUAUUGAGUCUACAGUUAUUGUAUAAAAAGUUACAUUACAUAGUAAAGUCUUGUGAGGAUUGUUUAUUUUUAUUCUAGUAUAAUAAUAGUAUUUUUUCAUUGAAAAUGAGCUAUAGCUUGCCUUCAAAGUCUUUUCCCAGAGGUAAGGAUGUUCGAAUUUUAUUGGAAUUUUCACACAAAAUAUGGCCGCUCCAUAAUAAUGAUUGUAUAUUGAUUUCUUUCUAUAGAGCUUGUGUAGUGUACCGGUAGUUGUAGUUUCGUAGUGUAGUUGUAGUUUCCUAUAUUCAUAUUUAUUGUAUUAUGAUGUCAUAUGAAGGUUUUGUGGUAGAGAGGAAUUUCAUAACUCUGUCUAAUGAAGAAUUAUUAUAUUUUCAUGAUUGAGUGAUCAUUUAAUAUAGGCCAUAUGCACGGGCGCUGACCUAUCAAAACCUUUGGGUGGGCUCAUUAGUCGUGGGUCUGGGAGGUACCCAACCCCCCCCCGUCACUAAAAAAGUAUAUAAAAAUUAAAGGGAGACCUGGGGUUCUCCCCCGGAAGAUUUUUGAUAUUUUAGUAGGCCUACAAGCAUGUUUAGGACUGAUUACAUAAUCGGAAACUAUUUAGGGGAGGCAGUUGGAUCUAGUAAGAUUAUUUGAAAUUGAUUCUGUGAUAUGUUUAUUUGUGGUUUAGAAUCUACCGUCUUUCUAAUAGUGAGUCCUAUUAGUAAACCAGGGAAGAGAAUCUCAAAACACAAUUUGCUCUUUUGUUAAGUAACAAUAUUAAGCCUUGACUAAAAUGAAAUGAAAACUUACAUUUCAUUGAGCUCCGUCCCCUCCACCACCAAGUCAGCGCCAGUGCUAAUAGGUAGCAUCUCACAUUGUAUGAUUGAUUAUUAUGAAUAUAUUUAUUUCUUUGUUUCAAAUAUAGUGCGCUUCAAGUAA
Nilaparvata lugens (brown planthopper) is the source of this 3165-nucleotide messenger RNA. RefSeq lists its product as uncharacterized. The record is from RefSeq and is a predicted model, not a curated record. The coding region runs from base 126 to 584 and encodes 152 amino acids. The transcript has 5 exons. NCBI's taxonomy places the organism in Eukaryota, Metazoa, Arthropoda, Insecta, Hemiptera, Delphacidae.